GUUUUGUUGAAGGGGCACCGAAGAGCGAACACGCACAAAGACGAGUAUGAUCAAGAGCCACGAUGGCGGCGGGUACAAGUUCACCACCGCCGACUUGAUCAAGAUCAUCGAGACUCCGCACGAGAAGAUCGAAGACGUGCUCAAGCAGCAUGGCGGCACCGAAGGCAUCGCGGCAGGCCUCGGCACCAGUCUCACGUACGGACUCGACACAUCCCGAACAGACGACAUCGCCAAGCGGGAGUCUGUGUUCGGCAAAAACUACGUGGCGCCACCCAAGCCCGCGUCCAUCCUCGAGCUGAUGUGGGAAGCGUUCCACGACACCACCAUCAUCGUAUUGUCAUUGUCUGGACUGUUGUCGCUCAUAUUGGGGGCGACCAUGGAGGGCCACUCGGCCGAGUGGAUCGAAGGCGCGUCGAUUCUAUUUGCCGUGCUGCUUGUGACAGGCGUGACGGCAGUCAACAACUGGCAAAAGGAAAAGCAGUUUGCGGCCCUUAACGCUGUCAAGGAAGACGAGAAGAUCAAGGUCAUCCGCAAUGGCGUGCCCAGCGAAGUGUCCAAGUUCCACCUCCUCGUGGGGGACGUCGUGCGCGUCGACUUGGGGGACAUCCUCCCCGCGGACGGACUCAUCUACGACGAAAACGAGAUCAAAAUCGACGAAAGCACGCUCACGGGCGAGUCGGAUUUGCUCAAGAAGACCCGCGUGGAAGCGCCCGUGCUGUUCAGCGGCACAAGGGUCAUGGAGGGGGUCGCUAAGAUGCUCGUCGUGUGCGUGGGGGUGAGCUCUCAGUCGGGUAUUAUCUCGGCGCUGGUGCAAGGCAAGGGCGCCCACGAAGCAAACGACAAGGCCAAGAAGAAGACAAAGGAGAGCGCCGUGGGGCCCGUCAACGACGUCGAAGUCAAGAAGAAGGCCGACUCGGACGAAGUGUACGAGCAAGAGACGGAGAGUCCGCUGCAGGGCAAGCUCAACAAGCUCACGUUCAAAAUCGCCAAGGCAGGCACAUCCACGGCCGUGAUUGUGUUUCUUGCCAUGACCAUCCGGUUCUCGAUUGAAACCUUUGGCAAUGGCAAGAAUGAAUGGAAAAAACAGUACGCGACCGACUAUUUGCACUUUUUCAUCACGGCCAUCACGGUGCUCGUGGUGGCCAUCCCCGAAGGCCUGCCGCUCGCGGUCACGAUUUCGCUCGCGUUCUCCGUCAAGAAGAUGCUCCUCGAUAACAACCUCGUCCGGCACUUGGACGCGUGUGAAACCAUGGGCAGCGCCACGACCAUCUGCUCGGACAAAACAGGAACGCUGACUACGAAUCGCAUGACGGUUAUGCAAUGCUGGAUCGGCGGACGCGAAUACAGCGCCGCGACCCAACUGCAAGGGGAGAUCUCCGACAGUCUGCGGGAAGCGUUUGGGCAUGGCGUGGCCCUCAACUCGACGGCGGAAAUUCUACCCCCCAAGACCCCCGGCGGCCAGUUUGAGCACACAGGCAACAAGACCGAGUGUGCGCUGCUCACGUUUUGCAAAGACUUGGGCGUGGACUACAGCAGCGUGCGCAAGGACAACCCGGUGUGCCACAUGCUCACGUUUAGCAGCAAGAAGAAGCGCAUGAGUGUGGUGGCGAGGCGUGGCGUCAACAGCCGCGUGUUCUGCAAGGGCGCCACCGAAGUCGUGUUGGGGCUGUGCAAAAAGGUCAAGCGCCUCGAUGGGUCCGUGGCCGACUUGAGCGACGCCGAGAAGGACGAAAUUGGCCGCGAUAUCAUUGAAAAGUACGCGUCCCAGGGGUACCGCACGCUGUGUCUGGCCAUCCGGGACCUCGACAUCUCCACCGACCAGGUUAAGACGUGGUCAGAUGACGACAUUGAAACGGACUUGACGUGCGUUGCGAUCGUGGGCAUCGAAGACCCCGUCCGCCCCGAAGUGCCCGAAGCCAUCAAGCAGUGCCACCGCGCCGGCAUCGUGGUGCGCAUGGUCACGGGGGACAACAUCACCACGGCCCGCAGCAUCGCCGCCAAGUGCGGGAUCCUCAAGCCCAACGACGGCGCCAUCACGAUGGAAGGACUGGAGUUCCGAACCCGCGUGCUCGACAAGGAGGGCAAGAUCAUCCAGUCUGAAUUUGACAAGAUCUGGCCCAUGCUGCGCGUGCUCGCGCGGUCGUCCCCCAAGGACAAGUACACGCUCGUGACCGGCUUGAAGCAGACGACCCUCGCGCCGUACGGACAGCAAGUGGUCGCCGUCACGGGCGACGGCACCAACGACGCGCCCGCGCUCAAAAAGGCCAACGUCGGGUUCGCGAUGGGGAUCUGCGGGACGGCGGUGGCGAAAGAAGCGUGCGACAUUAUUCUCAUGGACGACAACUUUACGUCGAUCGUGAACGCAGUCAAGUGGGGCCGCAACGUGUACGACUCGAUCUCCAAGUUUUUGCAGUUUCAGCUCACCGUCAACUUGGUCGCGAUCACGCUGGCGGUGCUGGGUGCCGUGGCCAUCGAGGAGAGUCCGCUCAGCGCCGUGCAGCUUCUAUGGGUCAACUUGAUCAUGGACACGUUCGCAUCGCUCGCCCUGGCGACGGAGAAACCGACCCAGGCCUUGUUGGAGCGCAAGCCGUACCCGCGCACGCAACCGCUGCUGAGCGCGAUGAUGAUGAAGCACUUGGUGGGACAGGCAGUGUUCCAGCUUGUGGUGCUGGUUGUGCUGCUAUUUGUGGGCGAAAAAAUCUUUGACGUCGACAGCGGGCGGCUGGCAGACAAGGCGCCCGAGAACAAGAGCGACUCGUCCGUGCACUACACGAUCAUCUUCAACACGUUCGUGUUCAUGCAGCUCUUCAACGAGCUCAACUGCCGCAAGAUCCACGACGAGAUCAACAUCUUUGAGGGGCUGCUGGAAAGUGCUAUCUUCUUCAACAUUUCCAUCUUCCAAGUGGUGUGCCAAGUGAUCAUCGUCGAGUUCGGCGGGCGGCCGUUCUCGUGUCUGAGCUUGAACGUGGCGCAGUGGAUGUUCUGCAUUGGGGUCGGCGCCCUCUCGCUCCCCCUCGGGCUGCUCCUCCGCCUCUCGCCCACUCCCGCAUGGCUCGAGCGAAAAGGCACCCAAUAAGGCAAAUCACCCUGCAUAACAUCUAACAUAUAUACAUGUACAUUCAUGCAUUUCUACCCUCCUGUAACAACCAC
Aphanomyces astaci is the source of this 3150-nucleotide messenger RNA. Its product is annotated as calcium-translocating P-type ATPase, PMCA-type. Gene Ontology annotation, molecular function: P-type calcium transporter activity; ATP binding; ATP hydrolysis activity. Gene Ontology annotation, biological process: calcium ion transmembrane transport. Lineage: Eukaryota; Oomycota; Saprolegniomycetes; Saprolegniales; Verrucalvaceae. The record is from RefSeq and is a predicted model, not a curated record. Bases 47 to 3076 code for a protein of 1009 amino acids. Gene Ontology annotation, cellular component: membrane; intracellular membrane-bounded organelle. The transcript has 4 exons.